UCGUUCCGGAAGGAAAAUUUCCGGGUUAUUUUGAGCACCAUAAGUAGAUAGCUUCAAAGUGCUCAAUAAGAAAUGAUGGAAACCACGGUUACAGCUAGCUAGAAUUAAUGCUGUUUGACACCACUUUAACUGCCACGGCUCCAUGCUAUGCAAUGGUCCGUAAUGGCAAAAAUGGGGGGCUCCAUCUGAAACAGAUCUCAUAUUACAAACUAACAGGUGGAUAUCAUCCCACAACAUUAGCAAGUGAAAGGAGUGGAAUAAGGAGAGCUGCCAAAAAGUUUGUCUUCAAAGAUAAUAAGCUAUUCUAUGUGGGAAAAAACAAGGGGCAAAUGCGCUUGGUAAUUCUUUCCAAUGAAGAAAAGCGAAAUGUUUUAGAAAAUUGUCAUGAAAACCAUGAAGGUGGACAUCAUGGCAUAUCAAGGACACUGACACUGGUGGAAUCUCAGUAUUAUUGGACCUCCAUAACCAGCGAUGUUAAACAGUGGGUAUCUGCUUGUCAACACUGCCUGUUAGCAAGGAAUACAGCUAUUACAGCCUCCAAAUUUCCCACUGUUAAGGCAAAGGAUCCUUGGACCAUACUUAUUGUAGACCUAUUGGGGCCUUUUAAAGUCACCAGUAAAAAUAAUAUGUAUGUCAUCCUUCUGACAGAUGUCUUCACCAAAUGGGCUGUGGCUUUACCACUGUUUGAGCUUUCAUCAGCUGAAGUGGCCAAGGCAAUUGUCAGUGUAUCAUUCUGUUAUGGCCCACCUCAGAAGAUUGCUAUAGAUCAGAGAAAAGAGUUUAUUCAGCAGAUCAACUGUGAGCUGUUUGACCUCCUUGGGACAAAGGAAUUAUUAAUGUCAUAUCCUCAAACUGACUGUAAAAAUGAAAUUGGCAAAACUAUCAGAUCUUUCCUUCUGAGAUACUGUACAGAGAACAGCAAAGAUUGGGAUGACCACUUGCAAGCUAUUGCUUAUGCAUUCAACUUGAUUCCUUCAGAAGAUAACCAGAGCACACCAUAUUUUGAAAUGUUUAAACGGAACCCAUGUAUGCCUUUCAGCGAGAUUCAGGAAGGAAGGAAUGACUGUAUGUUUGACAGAAUUGUUACUGCUAUAAAACAAGUCCAGAAAACAGUGCAGGAAAUUACAGCUACUAAUUGCCUGGAUCUGAAGAAAAUGCACGUAGAAGAGCAGAAAGUGAACAAGGGCUCUGUUAGGAAGAAGCCAAAGCAUCUAAACCCACCUCUUAAAGUGGGCCAUGAAGUUUUUAGACAGAGGAAAAACUGGUGGAAAGAUGGCCGUUUUCAGUCUGAAUGUGUUGGCCCUUGUAUUAUAGACUGCAUCACUGACAAUGGCUGUGCAAUAUUAAGAAAUGCUGCAGGCUCAAAGUUGAAAAGACCUAUUAAAAUAUCUCACCUGAAACCAUAUAUAAGAGGAUCACACAAACAAGAUAACAGUCCAGUUUGGCCAAGCACAGUAGUGGCCGACUAUGAUUAUGCUGGUUCAGCCAAAGCAGCCACAGAGCAGGGCAGUUGCAUACUCCCCCAAAGGACUUCCUCCUCUUGUUCCUGAUGAUGCCUUGCUGGACAAGGACCUCCUAUUAUCAGGAUGUGAACAUGAUGCACAGCCAGAAUGUACAAAGCCAGAUUCCACUGAAUCAGCUACUGUGAACUCAGAUCAUUGGUCUACAACUUACUGGACUAUCCAAAAUAAGUCUAGGGCUAUUUGAAUUAAGUACAGUAAGAUUUGAUUACCGCACAUGUACAAAAUAACUUAAUACACUCCUUGUUACAUUUGCCAAGAACUAAAUGUUGUACACUUCUAGAUUGGGCUAGAUGACUACCCAUAAUAAAGGCUGUGUUUGCAUGUUAUGGAGCUUCCUUCCUCUCUCUCCCUUCAGACUUAGUAUUCACAAUUUCAUUUUUACUAACACUGGAUGAGUUAUAUCCAGUUAUAUUUCAACCAGGACAAUGGUCCCAUUGUUAACUAUUUUUAACAACAACAAGCAAUUAUUCAUGAUUCUGGCUCUAAACAAGGUUCAGGAAAAUGUCUCUUCCCCCAUUCCCCUUUCUCUAGUUAAGGACCUCAUUCCCUCAGUAAUAAUUUCAAUCUGAAAAUACCAAAACUAUACAUCCUUGACACCUAAAAGUAAUAUAAAUCAAGUUCCUGUUACAUCUCAAGCAUUCACCAUUAAAAGAAUAUGCAAAACCUCA
Anolis carolinensis (green anole) is the source of this 2191-nucleotide messenger RNA. It is a transcript of the gene gin1, whose product is annotated as gypsy retrotransposon integrase 1. Bases 108 to 1550 code for a protein of 480 amino acids. Gene Ontology annotation, biological process: DNA integration. The transcript has 8 exons. Lineage: Eukaryota; Metazoa; Chordata; Lepidosauria; Squamata; Anolidae. Gene Ontology annotation, molecular function: nucleic acid binding. The record is from RefSeq and is a predicted model, not a curated record.